Messenger RNA from Rhizoctonia solani, 1272 nucleotides. RefSeq lists its product as uncharacterized. The record is from RefSeq and is a predicted model, not a curated record. Bases 1 to 1272 code for a protein of 423 amino acids. The transcript has 4 exons. Lineage: Eukaryota; Fungi; Basidiomycota; Agaricomycetes; Cantharellales; Ceratobasidiaceae.
AUGUAUGGUCGUAACCGUAACUCUGAAACCAAUCAAUACUCCACAGCCAGUUACUCACAUGACCUUUCUGGGCCGGUCACUGGGGGGUCUGCAGGCCUCCCCUGGGCGGACAUACCACUUGACCCUAACGCGAUAUAUCACAUGCCAGUUCAUGGUUCGGGUUGGUCGGGGACCGUGGACUCGGAGUCGCCCUACGAACGCGAUCGUGAGGUGCUACGUCAAGCCUGGGAGCAUAGGAUACGUGACAAUUGGUUUAGAAGAAACGGAAUCACCGCAUUACCGACCGACGCGCAGUACGACCGGUUUAUUCCCGAGUUGCGUGCUGAAGAAUACGCUGAAAGAUAUUUUGGGAGAUCAGAAGCCCAGUUAGUGGCAAACGGCAGACAGUCUGAGGAAAUACCCGUCUCGUAUCCAACUAUCCACUCCAUAUCCCAUCCCCCUAUCUCCCCGACGAUGAUCGAUUCUUACUCGCCCCGAGUAGAUUCAUCUCAAUAUAGCACACCUGAUCUAGGAAACCACAUGCCUCGGGAACUCCAACUUGCAGUAGGCCCAUCAGUGGUUUCUGACAGCGGCUUUACUAUUCCUUCCCCGGCCACUUCGGGCAAAUGCCUGCAUCUCAGCUAUUACAUUGCCUAUCGGGAUCCACCAACUCCAGUAUCGCCGACAGACGCAGGUAGUCCUGCUAGUCUCCAUCGGAGUGGAUAUGUCCCUCAACCCUCCGCUACAAGCCCAGCUACAGCGCUCUCUCAACUGGACAGCGAGGGAGCAGAUUCUCCCCUCAGUGAUAUUCGCGAUACAAGGUCAACAUCGCCGGCCUGUUCGGCACCCGCGACACAUACGGUCAGCGAGGAUCAGUCUGCAUCGAAAUCCACGAUCAAGGCAGGCUCCACUCAUCACUCGCCGAUGAUAACACGCUCUCGGUCGCUCGAGGGCGCCUCUAUCGGGCAACCGGGCAUGGGUCCCGUCCGGCGCGGGAACAGUACAAGCGAGCGGGGUAAGAACGCCGUAGGGACAAUCCGCGUUCAUCGGCCUGCCGGUAUCAAGUGGAACCAACGCACGCGCCGAACUCUUGCCGCCGGAUUGGGUGAUGGGGGACCGAUUGGAUUUCGACUGCCCUCAUUGCGCCGUUCGUUUUACGCGAGAAGAUGCACGGGACAGGCACGUCAAGGUGCAACACCAGGUGCGUCAUCUACUGUUCGACUGUUCCCACCCCGAAGCGAAUGGGUAAUCAACUUUAGAGAACGUGUCAAGGGUCAACCCAAUGAGCCUUGA